AUGUUAAGCAACAUGUCUAUCACUGCACAACUGAAUAAUAACUUGCUCGUUUGUACAGACGGUAGUGUGGGCCAUAAUUUGUUUUUGGUGCGGAACAUUUUUAGAAAGUGCUCAUUAUGCGGAACUCGAAAUUUACGUCUAUGGACAUCGAUGUUCAAGUGCAGAGAAUGUAACUUAUUAUAUCACAAACAAUGUUUUUCUAAACUGGUCGGCCAGGAAAUGGUUGCAACGGGGGCACUGGAGGAUGUAACGGAUGUAAUACCUGCAACGGAGGUGACGAAUGUAAUAUCUGCAACAGCAGAUCACCAACAGCUGACCGAACCAAUUCAGCGAGUACGACGCAUUAGGAUAUAUUAUGAAAGUGAAUUACCAGCUAUUGAAGAACCAAUCUUCGGGAAUGCAAAUAUGGUAUUUAUACAGCAAUCGAUAUUUAUUCACAUCAAUUAUUCGGAUAUGGUGGCUAGAGUCCGGGCUGCGAAAUAUGCAGAGCGGCCACAUCCUAUGGUGAAUCGUAUUGAACGGAGUUAUAUGUUAUGGAGCAAAGAAACUCACUUGAUCACCAAGUUUGAAAUGGACGACGGUGACAGCUACUACAUAAUAACAAUAUGUUACGACAGUUUUUUCAACAGAAAUCAGUACAACGGAAAAACCAUAUUUGUUUACAGUCCGUCGUCUUUGCAUAAAGUGAUGAYGAGUCUUAAAAAGGCUGUGGAAUAG
Molecule: messenger RNA, 717 nt
Organism: Diuraphis noxia (Russian wheat aphid)
Lineage: Eukaryota; Metazoa; Arthropoda; Insecta; Hemiptera; Aphididae
Source: RefSeq, a predicted model, not a curated record